AUGGGGGUAAACGUGGAUUCCUCGUCUCGUCGUAACCGGGCAUACUUUCAACAAUCCUGGAAUUGUUUUGAUACCUUUAUGGUCAUCUGUCUAUGGGCUUCAGUUGCACUACAGUGCUUUGAAAUUCGUGCCGAGUGGAGUGGACUAGACGAGGAACAAAAAUUCUUUAAAACUGCUGGAUGGCUUAGUAUUCUUCGUUGUCCACGUCCUUUCAUUCUCAUCCGGGUUUUUCGAGCUGUUCUCAAAUUACAACUACCACCUGCUCGAGUUAAUGCAAUUUUUCAGCGAUCAACUCACCAAAUCUACAAUGUCAGUGUAUUUUUGCUCUUCUUUAUGUCACUCUACGGACUUCUUGGAGUUCAAUUUUUUGGCGACGAACUCAAUUACCACUGUGCGGAUAAAUCGGCGAAUGAGAGCAAUUUAUUGAAGAGUAAUCUGGCUAUUCCCGACGCAUACUGCGAUCCUUACGCACCAGAAUCGGAUAAUCAGUGUCCAAAGAACAUGAAAUGUGUACGAACAGUGGCUCGUAUUGCAGACGAAGGAAGCUAUGCUAGCUUCGAAGCCUUUCAUGUCAGCAUGUUCACUGUAUACCAGGCAUCAUCUCAAGAAGGCUGGGUCUUCAUAAUGUACCGUGCAAUGGAUUGUUUAGCUCCAUGGAAGGGUGUCUUUUACUUUCUAACCAUGAUUUUCAUGUUAGCUUGGCUUGUCAAGAACGUGUUCAUUGCCGUUCUGACUGAAACAUUCGCUGAAAUUCGUGUCCAAUUUCAACAAAUGUGGUCACCACGAAUCGCUACCGAUACUGACUUUUCGAAGAUUUUCCAAUUUGAUGGAACCUCCUGGAAACUGGUACCUGUCCAUGAACGAAAGUCACGUGGGUUAGCACCACGAUUUGUAGAAGAAACCCUUCUUAAAUCAACGGGAUUUAAUAUUGGAAUCAUGCUAUUGGUUCUUGCAAAUGCAAUCACCGCAGCCGGUCAGCAUUUCAAUCACCAACGCAUUCGGCAUGAUGAUUCUGAUGGACAAUUCCAUUUGGACGGAUUCUACUAUGCUGAGCUUGGUUUCACUAUGGUCUUCAAUCUCGAAGCCGCAUUUAAGAUAUGGUGUCUGGGUUGGCGAGCCUACUGGUCAAGGUCUCUUUUCAAAUUUGAACUUAUUCUUUGUGUUGGCACUACACUUCACUGCAUUCCGAAACUCUACCGAACCGAAUUCACCUAUCUUUCUGUAAUGAGGAUAGUUCGUUUGAUCAAGGCGUCGCCAAUGCUCGAGGACUUUUGUUUCAAGAUCUUUGGACCCGGAAAAAAGCUGGGCAGUUUGGUUCUUUUCACAAUGUGUCUACUAAUUAUUACAUCCACAUUCAGUCUCCAGUUGUUCUGCUACUUGCAAAUCUCCGACCCCACAUUCGAUAGAUUUGAAACUUUCCCGAAGGCCUUUAUGUCUAUGUUCCAAAUCCUGACCCAAAAGGGCUGGGUGGCGGUCAUGCACGACACAAUGGAUGUGGUUAGGAAUGAGGCUGUGACAACCGGUGUCGCAAUCUACUUUGUCUUCUAUCAUCUUUUCGUCACUCUGGUAAUCCUUUUCUGCUUUUACGAAUCCAUAUGA
This is a messenger RNA of Rodentolepis nana, 1599 nucleotides long. Lineage: Eukaryota; Metazoa; Platyhelminthes; Cestoda; Cyclophyllidea; Hymenolepididae. The record is from the annotation of a GenBank genome assembly.